Messenger RNA from Cuscuta campestris, 1523 nucleotides. The record is from the annotation of a GenBank genome assembly. Lineage: Eukaryota; Viridiplantae; Streptophyta; Magnoliopsida; Solanales; Convolvulaceae.
CUUCCGGCGGAGAUCGGUGGAGUCUCUACCCCGCCCAGCCGCCGGCAUCCGGCUCCAACAUCGACCAUUGCUAUAUUCAUAUAGCAGAUGCAUCUCUCAUGCUGACCUUCUGCGCGCGAUGCCGUAUCUCCCACCGCAAGCUCGCAUUUUCUCAGUCAGACCCGGCUCCGAUAACCUCAAGCGCCGCCCUUGUCUCGUCCAGAAAGUUAUUGAUCUGUGUUCCCAAGGCCAUUUCCAACGAGCCGUUGAUUCUCUGGACUCGUUAGCUGAUAAAGGCCUGCGUUUGGACUCCAAAACUAUAGCUUUUCUCCUACAAAAGUGUGCCGAUUCGAAAUCCAUUGCACCAGGGAAAUGCGUACACCUCCACCUCAAACUCACCGGUCGGAGACACCCAAACACGUUCAUAGCCAACCAUUUGAUCAGCAUGUACCGCAAGUGCGGCGAUCUCGUCAAUGCAUGCAAGGUGUUCGAUAAAUUGAGCGUGAGAAAUUUGUACUCUUGGAACGCAAUGCUCUCUGGGUAUGCUAAACUGGGCAUGACGAAGGCUGCCCGAGAUCUGUUUGAUGAAAUGCCUGAGAAGAACAUGAUUUCGUGGAACGUCAUGGUCACUUCCUAUGCGCAGGGUGGUUAUUUGGAGGAAGCUGUCAACUUCUAUAGGGAGUCGAGGGUAUCGAGUUCAGGGAUCGACGAGUACACCUUUGCUGGGGUUGUCACUGUUUGUGUCAAGGCCAAGGAGUUAAAUCUGACCAGGCAAGUCCAUUGUCAGGUGUUGGUUGCUGGAUUUUUAUCAAAUUUGGUCCUCUCCAGUUCAAUUCUUGCGGCGUAUGCUUCAUGCGGAGAAAUGGGAGACGCUACCAGGUUGUUUGGUGCAAUGAGAAGCAGGGAUGUUGUCACUUGGACCACUUUGGUCGCCGGAUAUGGGAACUGCGGAGACAUGAAAUCAGCCAGAGAAGUGUUCGACAUGAUGCCUGAGAAGAACUCGGUGUCUUGGACUGCUUUAAUGGACGGUUACGCGCGAAAUGGGUUCUGUAAUGAGGCCAUUACAGUAUUUGCAGAGAUGAUGAAGCAUCAAGUCGCACCCGACAGGUUUAGUUUCAGUGUUUGCAUGUCCGCUUGUGCCAGUAUACCAUCACUCAAUCUUGGCAAACAAAUUCAUGCACUUGUGAUGGUAACUGGGUUCAGACCAACCGAUACAACUGUAUUAAGGUGUCUCGUCGACAUGUAUUCAAAGUGUGGAAGUUUGGAAGACGCGCAGAGGGUGUCUGAUUUUAUGGGGAGAACGCAAAAUGUCGCAUCUGGAACACAACAUUGUUACGUUAAGGAAGCAACGUAGCAUACCAAGAGGAGAUGUUUGUGCUUUCAUAAUUCAUUGAUGUGGGAAUGUGGGAUAAUCUUCAAGAUCACAUUCAGUCUAUCAAAUCUACAUUUGUGCAUUAGAAAGAUUCAUUACUAACAUGGUGAUCAUUUUUGGAGUGCCCUACUUGGUUGGUGUAUAGGAUUGACAAUAAUGAGAUUUUUUUAAU